Molecule: messenger RNA, 4658 nt
Organism: Frieseomelitta varia
Lineage: Eukaryota; Metazoa; Arthropoda; Insecta; Hymenoptera; Apidae
Product: probable phospholipid-transporting ATPase IIB
Exons: 13
Coding region: 175-3525 (1116 amino acids)
Biological process (GO): endocytosis; phospholipid translocation; retrograde vesicle-mediated transport, Golgi to endoplasmic reticulum
Cellular component (GO): plasma membrane; trans-Golgi network; endosome
Molecular function (GO): ATP hydrolysis activity; ATP binding; ATPase-coupled intramembrane lipid carrier activity
Source: RefSeq, a predicted model, not a curated record
UUGUUACUGAAAAAGAAAAAAUAUGUAUAAACGAUAGGUAUAUAUUUGUAUGCAUUAAUGUAUGUGUAUGUAUGUUUUGUAUGUAUGUAUGUACGAUGUACAUAUGUAAACACACACACGCGGUAUAUGUAGCGUAAAAUAGAUAUAAAUGGUAUAGUUGUGUAUCCGUGGUAAAUGGGAAAGAAAAUUUAUCGAGUGAUUCGUGAAAAAAGUAUGCGGUUAGAAGAAAUGCCAUUACGUUUGAGCUCGGACGAGCGGGAUUUUGAAAUGGAUGAAGAGACCGAUUAUCUCCUUCAACCUUCCGAAGACAGUAUACGACUUCUGACCUCACGAAGACGGCGGAUAAAUGAUUUUUCUAUAUUCCUCAAAAAUUGCUUCUGCGGAUGUUGUACAUGGAUGUGGAGAAGAUGUUGCAGAGAACGUGAAUUAAGGGCUAGAGUUAUUCAUAUUGGUCAGCCAAUGCAUGAGAAAUUUCCUACUAAUGUCAUAAGAAAUCAGAAAUAUAAUAUUGUCACGUUUUUACCUUUGGUUCUUUUUCAACAAUUUAAAUUUUUCUUAAAUCUAUAUUUUUUGCUUAUGGCUAUAUCUCAAUUCAUACCAGACAUAAGAAUAGGAUAUUUAUAUACAUAUUGGGGACCUUUGUGUUUUGUUUUAACUGUUACUAUUUGUCGAGAAGCGAUCGAUGACUUCAGACGAUACAAAAGAGACAAGGAAGUCAAUGCCCAAAAGUAUUACAGAUUAGUGAAAGGUUUUGAUACCCCGGAAUUAGUACCAAGUUCUAAAUUGCGAGUGGGUGAUUUGGUUAUAGUAGAGAAGGGCCAAAGGGUACCUGCUGAUUUAGUAUUAUUACGAACUACAGAAAAAUCAGGUGCGUGCUUUGUGAGAACAGAUCAACUAGAUGGAGAAACAGACUGGAAGUUGCGACUGGCUGUUCCAGUUACUCAAAAAUUGGAAAAUAACUCUCAAUUGUUUGAUAUUAAAGCAAGCAUAUAUGUUGAAAAGCCUCAAAAAGAUAUUCACAGCUUUAUUGGAACAUUUACCAGAUACGAUGGACACAGCAGUGAAGAAAGUUUGGGUGUGGACAAUACUUUAUGGGCAAACACAGCAAUCGCGUCAGGUUCGGCUCUUGGUGUUGUAGUGUACACAGGGCAAGAAACUAGAUCACUUAUGAAUCAUUCUGCACCGCGGUCGAAAGUUGGUUUAUUAGAUCAGGAAAUAAAUCAGCUAACAAAGGUUUUGUUUUGUGCUGUGAUUGGUCUAGCAUUGGUAAUGAUGUCUUUAAAAGGAUUUAACGGGCCAUGGUAUCGUUAUAUGUUUCGUUUCGUUCUGCUAUUUUCUUAUAUAAUACCAAUCAGUUUAAGAGUGAAUCUAGAUAUGGGGAAAGCUUUUUACGCUUGGUGCAUUCAAAGGGAUAAGGAAAUUGCAGGAACGGUUGUACGAACUACUACUAUUCCGGAAGAACUUGGUCGUAUUUCAUAUUUACUAAGUGACAAGACUGGCACAUUAACGCAAAAUAAAAUGGUUUUCAAAAAGUUGCAUUUAGGCAUGAUAUCUUACGGGCAAGAAACAUUUGACGAAAUUAUGGCUGUAUUAAAAACAUGUUAUGCCACGAAUUCCGAUACUUCACCAGUAAAACCAGCGUCUGUACAUAGUGUGAAAGUAAGAAGAUCCGAAAGUACUAGAAUAUAUGACGCAGUGCAUGCUUUGGCGUUGUGUCACAAUGUAACACCAGUUUAUGAUGAAGUAAGUAAAUCAAAUAAUUUGGAUACAAUGAGUGUACAAACGGGAGAAACAGGAGAUUCUGGUUCCAUUCAAAGUCAAACAGAAGCAGAUCAACAUUAUUAUCUAUCAGAACAAAAACGUAAUUACCAAGCUUCUAGUCCGGAUGAAGUAGCAUUGGUUAAGUGGACAGAAGAAAUGGGAUUAGCUUUAGUGAAGCGUGACUUAAAUUUUAUGCAACUAAAAGCUCCAAACGGCAAAAUCUUGAACUACACAAUUUUACAAAUAUUUCCAUUCACAUCGGAAACCAAACGAAUGGGAAUAAUAGUAAAAGAAGAAUCCAGUUCUGAAAUAGUAUUUUAUUUGAAAGGUGCGGAUGUAGUGAUGUCCGGGAUAGUACAGUAUAAUGAUUGGCUUGAAGAGGAGUGUGGUAAUAUGGCUCGGGAAGGUUUAAGAACAUUAGUUGUUGCAAAAAAAAAUUUGACAGAAGAACAAUAUCUCGAUUUUGAAGCAAGAUACAAUUCAGCAAGAAUGAGUGUCAGUGAUCGCGUUUCAAGAGUUGCUGCAGUUGUCGAAAGUUUAGAAAGAGAGAUGGAAUUAUUGUGUGUAACUGGCGUCGAAGAUAGAUUACAAGAUAGAGUAAGGCCUACAUUGGAACUGUUGAGAAAUGCUGGAAUUAAGAUUUGGAUGUUAACGGGCGACAAGCUAGAAACAGCAACUUGUAUAGCAAAAUCUUCGCGUUUAGUUUCACGAACGCAAAGUCUUCAUGUUUUCAAAUCGGUGGUAACUCGCACGGAUGCCCAUUUGGAAUUAAAUACUUUUCGUAAAAAACAAGACUGUGCCUUAGUCAUUAGCGGCGAUUCUUUAGAGGUAUGUUUGCUAUAUUACGAACAAGAAUUCUUAGAACUAGCAUGCGGUUCACCAGCUGUUGUUUGCUGUCGAUGUUCACCCACGCAAAAAGCCGAAGUUGUUAGUCUUAUUCAAAGACAUACUGGGAAAAGAACCGCAGCUGUCGGUGACGGGGGUAAUGAUGUAUCAAUGAUACAAGCAGCAGAUGCUGGUAUAGGUCUUGAAGGCCUUGAAGGAAGGCAAGCUUCUUUGGCUGCAGACUUUUCUAUUUCUCAAUUCAGUCAUUUGGCUAAUCUCUUGUUGGUUCACGGACGCAGAAGUUAUAAACGUUCUGCUGCCUUAAGUCAAUUCGUUAUUCACCGAGGUUUAAUUAUUUCCACUAUGCAAGCCGUGUUUUCUGCGGUCUUUUAUUUAUCGUCAGUAUCCUUGUAUCAGGGAUUUUUAAUGGUUGGCUAUGGAACAAUAUAUACAAUGUUUCCGGUAUUUUCAUUGGUAUUAGACAAAGAUGUGUCAGGAAAAAUUGCACUUACUUAUCCAGAACUUUAUAAAGAACUCAGUAAGGGUCGAUCGUUAUCCUAUAAGACAUUCUUCAUGUGGAUUUUAAUAAGCAUAUAUCAAGGUGGCGUUAUAAUGUAUGGCGCACUUAUAAUGUUCGAAGAUGAAUUUAUUCAUAUAGUGGCCAUAAGUUUCACAGCACUUGUCUUAACAGAGUUAAUAAUGGUAGCUUUAACAAUUAGAACAUGGCAUCAUAUUAUGAUACUUGCGGAAAUUUUCUCAUUGGCGCUUUAUUUAUUAUCGCUAGUCGUUCUCAAAGAUUAUUUUGAUGCUGAGUUUAUCAAGACCACUGACUUCUUGUGGAAAGUAUUGCUAAUAACUUUAAUUUCGUGCAUGCCAUUAUACAUUUUGAAAUUUUUACGAAAGAAAUUUUCUCCUCCUAGUUACACUAAAUUAUCUUAAACUUCGUGCAUAACAAUUUCAUUCAUUUUAUGAAAAGAAUUGACAAAUUAUUGAUCUGUACUGAAAAGAUGAUAUGAAAAACCGUUUUUAGGUUUAAAAUUAUCAAUCCCUGAUAUGCGUUGUUUGCUGAAUGCGUUUGCAUUUUCUAAAACUCCUGAAUAUUUUUCUAACUACGUUCGAAAUAUUGAUAUAUUGAUAUUGAAUUAUUGACAUAUUCAAAAUAUUAAUAAGACCUUAUAAUUUGACAUCAGAAUGUAAUUAACAAAAAUUACAAUUGUUUUUGUUCUAAAUAUACCAUACUAAGUGCUUCUCUGUUAAACUAUUGCAUAGGUCAGAUUUAAUGUUUCUUUAAAUUCUAACUUAAUGAUAAAUUCUAUGAAUAAUUUAUUGUUAUUAUUAUUAUUAUUACUAUUAUUAGUAUUAUUAUGAUGUUUACACGUGAUGUCAUAAUACAUAAACAUUUCUAUAAUUUUUUUACAUUGUAAAUUCAAACGAAUUGAAAUUAUAAUAACUAGAAAGAAACGGUUUAAAGCUGCAUUUUGUUUAUUUAUUUUAUGAGAAACUGUAAAGUAUUUUUGUUUUUGAAAUAUAUUUGCGUAUAUGUAGCAUUUUAUUCGUUUUCGUCUCAUGUCUAUUAUGUAUAUUCGAUCGCAUAUUAUUUAUAGGAUUUUAAUAUAUUAAGUUUAUAGGACAUAAAUAAUCAAUUAAUUAAAAGCAUAUAAUAUUUUUAAAGUUUUCUUGAUAUUUUUAAUAAAUACGUUAAUUUCUUAUUUUUACAAACUAAAUGCCAAGAGGGAGAUUCCUAUUUGUUAUUGCUUUAUUUUAAUAUAGAAUAUUUUUCUUUUGUAUUUUAGAUAAAAUUUAUUAUUUACAAUUUUAAUAUAAUGUGAUGUAACUUACUUAUCGUGUAUGUACAAUGCUACAAUAAAAAAAAACCGAUUUUUAUAUUCAUGCAUAAAUUAAGAUCGUAGAUUUAGAAGUAAUUGUUGUUAGUUACAACGUUGAUGAGAUGUAUCAUAUUAUAUAUAGAAUACAUAGUUAGUUCUAGGUAAAUAGCACUUGACCUAAUGAUAUACAUUUAUAAUUAAUUUAUGUGAAAAAAAUAUAAUAAUAAUAUAUUCAUUUAAACAUUA